Messenger RNA from Ostreococcus tauri, 501 nucleotides. RefSeq names its product Translation elongation factor, IF5A C-terminal. Bases 1 to 501 code for a protein of 166 amino acids. Lineage: Eukaryota; Viridiplantae; Chlorophyta; Mamiellophyceae; Mamiellales; Bathycoccaceae. Gene Ontology annotation, molecular function: RNA binding; ribosome binding; translation elongation factor activity. The transcript is spliced from 2 exons. Gene Ontology annotation, biological process: positive regulation of translational elongation; positive regulation of translational termination. The record is from RefSeq and is a predicted model, not a curated record.
AUGUCCGACGCCGAGCACGAAGUCGAAACCUUCGAGUCCGCCGAUGCCGGCGCCUCGCACACGGUGCCGAUGCAAGCGGGUUCCGUUCGUAAGGGCGGUUUCAUCGUUGUUAAGGGCCGACCGACCAAGGUUCUCGACGUCACGACGUCGAAGACGGGUAAGCACGGUCACGCCAAGUGCCACUUCUUUGCCUUGGACAUUUUCACGAAUAAGAAGGUCGAAGAACUCGUACCGUCUUCCCAUAACCUUGAAGUGCCGAUCGUGAACCGCGUGGAAUACACGCUCUUGGACAUCGAUGAGGACGACCACAUGUCUCUCAUGGCUGAAAACGGUGACACGCGCGAGGACUUGAAGCUCCCGAGUGGUCACGAUGAUGCGGACAAGUUAGCUGAACAAAUUCGUGUGGCGUUUGAUGAAGGCAAGGAAGUUGCGGUCACCAUCUUGUGCUCUAUGGGUAUCGAACAAGCUUCCGCCAUGAAGGAAAUUAACGCCGGCGCCUAA